CCCUCAAAAAAAAUUCAUCUCUUCCUCUCCUCUCCGGGCAGCCGCCACCCUCUCUCCCCACCAUAUUUUUUUCCGGCGAAAGCCACCGGAGGCAGUCGCCUCUCCUCCUCCCCGUCUCCCUCUCCGGCGCCCUCUCUCUCUCCCUUCACACUUUCUCAUUUAUCUCCCCUUGCCCCUAUCUCUUCUUCUCCUCCUUUUCAGGCGAAGGAAGCUGGACAGCAACUCCAGUGAGCAGCCAGCGUAGCAACCAGCAGCAGCGAGGAGGAGGAAGCCAGCAACCACCAGCAGCAGCAGCGAACACCUCCUCCACCGGCACCAGCAGCUCCGGCGACCAAAGCCAGGCAUGGCAGACAGCAGCAGCCAGCGAAAGCCAGCUCCCACUCCGGCCCUUUUUUCUUUCUCCGGCGAGCAACAGAACCAGCAGCAGCAGCUCAAGGCGAGAAUUCCGGUCAGCAGCUAUUGCACCGCUAGACAGGGCAGGUUUAGAGGAAAAGCUUUGAGUUUUGAUUUGUUAAAAAAUAUUGGGUCUUAUCAGAUCCAUCCAGGGUUUGAACUUAAAGGUUCAAGACAUGAAGAGUCACCAUGGCAGUACAAUAGACAAAUUGAUUUAAUUUAUCUUUUGUAUAUUAUUUAUUCUUUUAUUGUUUUGUAA
Solanum tuberosum (potato) is the source of this 652-nucleotide messenger RNA. RefSeq lists its product as uncharacterized. Lineage: Eukaryota; Viridiplantae; Streptophyta; Magnoliopsida; Solanales; Solanaceae. The coding region runs from base 344 to 652 and encodes 102 amino acids. The record is from RefSeq and is a predicted model, not a curated record. The transcript has 2 exons.